Molecule: messenger RNA, 2768 nt
Organism: Cephus cinctus (wheat stem sawfly)
Lineage: Eukaryota; Metazoa; Arthropoda; Insecta; Hymenoptera; Cephidae
Gene: Chpf
Product: chondroitin sulfate synthase 2
Exons: 5
Coding region: 278-2584 (768 amino acids)
Cellular component (GO): Golgi cisterna membrane
Molecular function (GO): glucuronosyl-N-acetylgalactosaminyl-proteoglycan 4-beta-N-acetylgalactosaminyltransferase activity
Source: RefSeq, a predicted model, not a curated record
UAGAAGUGAGGUUACAUCGUGAAUUUUCUAUUUUUAAGAUCUGAGUAAUAGAGAAACGCUAGGGGAGCAAUCACGAAAAGAUUGCACUUAAGCGAAUUCUUUAAUUUGAUCAAUAUAUUGAGCAAUUAUUUGCUGAAGCAUGUUUUUUUAUUUCAGUUUAAUGUUGUACGUAAAAACAGCACAUUUGACAGCUUUAUUCACAUUUAAUUGAUAUUAUCGAUAUAAGAUUGAGAAGACGCAGUUCUGUCUCUAAAGAAAACAUCCUGCAUAUACGAUAAUGUCUGCAGUUAUUAAGAUGUUAUUCUCACACUGUCGGAGUAAUUUAUACCUAAUCGUUGGUAUAUGCAUGGGCUUAAGUCUAAGUUUGUUCUUUGCUCCUGUUGAGAUUGAUGAAUGCCACGAAGGAUCAGAUUCUCUACCAUACAUGGUAGAUACCCAUAACUUCAAUGAUGAGUAUGAGCCUAAAAUAAAUAUUGAAGGGAAGCCACAGCAUGCUCAAAAGACUCCCAAGGUUUUUGUGAGACCAAGAUAUUAUUCCACCGAGCUUGGAAUUCGGGAUAAACUCUUUGUUGGUGUGAUAACCAAUCGAGAGUAUUUACAUAGUCGUGGAGUUGCACUGAAUAAAACAAUAGCACACUUGGUUGAUAAGGUGCGAUAUUUUAUCUCGAUACCUGAAGGUACCAAACCAAAUGUCUCACUACCUGGUAUUGUUGGGUUCACUGACACACGUAGUAUUCUAAAACCCUUUCAUAUCAUGAAAUAUAUCACUGAUAAUUACCUGGAGGACUACGACUAUUAUUACCUGAUAAAAGAUGCAAGUUAUAUUAAUGCGAGAAGACUUAUUGAGCUUGUCAAUAAAAUAAGUGUCAGUCAGGAUAUUCACAUGGGUGUUCCUGGAGAUACAGAAACCUACUGCUCUCUGGAUGCUGGAAUCUUAUUAAGCAAUUCUAUAAUUCGAGAAAUGAAAACCAAUUUGGAUUGGUGUGUAAAGAAUACAUAUUCAGACUCCGAUGAUAUUAACUUUGGCCGAUGUAUAGUACACUCAUUACCUGUUCUCUGCACAAGUACAAGUCAGGGGCAGACAUUCCACUCAGAAAAAUUGGAUCCAACUUUCCAUUUUGAAACUUCUCUAUCUAAACUAAUAGCUAAUAGUAACAUAGCAGAUUCUGUUUCAAUUUAUCCAAUUUACGACCACACAGUGGUGUACAAAAUGAGCGCCUAUAUCGCCACGACGGAACUAGCGAAAGUCCAGAAGAAAAUCUCUGAAUUACGCAAGGUCAUACUGAAGACAGCACAUUUGGGACCGAAAGACAAACGUAAUGUAUCCUGGCCAGUUGGUAAUCAACCAGGAAACAAACCACCAGGUCGUUUCGACGUUCUCCGUUGGACGUAUUUUAACGAGACCCAUACAUUUCUGGAGAAUGAUAUGGACAUCUUACGAGAGUUACAUGGUAGCACCAAGAUGGACGUAGAUCAAGUGACAAAAACUGCCGUCGAGAGAAUCGAAAAUAAGUAUGACGGAGAAUUGAAGUUUAAGAAGCUGGUGAACGGCUAUAGGAAGUUAGAUGCUUCCCGGGGAAUGGAUUACAUCCUAGAUAUCAGUUUCACGGAAUUAUCCACUGGAAAGGAGUCUAUUAAGCGCGUCGAAGUCUGCAAACCUUUAGGCAAGGUGGAGAUCCUUCCUGUACCCUAUGUUACUGAGAACUCCAGGAUCAACAUGAUCUUGAUGGCGAAUCCUCAGAAGAAGACGGAAACGCUCACCUUUAUGAAGAAAUACGCUGAGAACUGUAUGGAGAAAAAAGAUAAAACUUUUCUUAUGGUAGUUCUUUUAUAUGACCCGUCAGCGCUUUCCAGAGGAAAGGAGGACGUUUUCUACGAUAUUAAACAAUUAGCACUGAUAUUAACUGAAAAAUACAAAAAGGAUCAGUCAAAAGUAUCCUGGCUUUCCAUACGAUUACCAACUGCUUUUACUGCUAUUGAAUUGGAUCCUAUGCUCAGGAUCGCAAUAGCUGACCUGUCCGUGAAGAAGUUUACAGCAGAAAGUCUCAUCCUCUUCACGGAUCCCGGGAUAGACUUAAGAUCCGACUAUUUGAACAGAGUACGAAUGAACACGAUCAGCCAGUGGCAAAUCUUUAGUCCCAUCCCCUUCACGGGAUAUCAUCCUGACAUAGCCUACGCGGAAGAUAUCAAACACGUAGAGAUGGAUAUUACGAGAAACCAUGGAAGAUACGACGAUACCAAUUUUGAGAGUAUCAGCUUUUAUGCCAAAGAUUACACAACCAUGCGCAAAACCAUAGAGCCACUUUCGAUUCCUCUAGUAAGAACUGACAAGGAUAUUCCAGAGUUGUUGAAGCUAUCUUCUCAGACCCUCAUAGAAUCCUUGUUCGACAUGUUUGUAUCCUUCAGCGAUCUUCACUGUUUCCGCGCCGUAGAACCGGCUCUCAAGAUCCGUUACAAGGACGUCAGUUGCGCCGGAACGCGCAGCGACGUCGCAUAUAAAAAAUGCAUAAGGGAACGUAGCUUCCGCCUUGGUCAUCGCGGUCAACUUGCCAAACUCAUCCUAGAAUACCAAAGUAGUCAAUGAUGAUGGUGAUGAUCAUAACGACACGUAUUAUAAUACGUACGUGUAGUAUUAUAAAUCUAUUAAUGGAACUCCUAAUUAAAUUAAUAUCCAGUGUCAUUGCAUCGUGGGACUAAAAUAUUGUAUUAUUCAAUGUCAAACAAUUAUCUUGUGAUGUAAAAGUUAAAAAUAUUUUCUAUACCAUUGA